Molecule: messenger RNA, 1173 nt
Organism: Pseudopipra pipra
Lineage: Eukaryota; Metazoa; Chordata; Aves; Passeriformes; Pipridae
Gene: LRRC25
Product: leucine rich repeat containing 25
Exons: 2
Coding region: 70-1041 (323 amino acids)
Molecular function (GO): protein binding
Source: RefSeq, a predicted model, not a curated record
GAAUCUGGUGGGAACGAGGGUCCUGAUUCCUGUUUCCCCCCCAGGCGUUCCUGGUGUGCUGGAGGGGUCAUGGGGGUCCCUGCAGCUCCUCUCAUGCUGCUGCUGCUGCUGCUGCUGCACCCUGUGACCCCCACGAGCCCCACAGUCCCCGUGUCCCUCUGCUUCGGCGCGCUGGGGGAUGAUGCCCAAGACCUGGACCUGACCAACAAAACCCGUGGAUGUGCUGAGCUGGACUUGGGCCCUUUCUACCAGAAGCGGUGGCUGUGCCUGAGCCACAACGGCAUCGAGGCCCUGAGCCCCUCAUCCCGCCUCGGGCCCAGGCUGAAGGAGCUGGACCUGAGCUACAACCGGCUGCGGGAGCUGCCCGAGGGGCUCUUCACCCACGCCAAGGCCCUGAGCACCCUGAAGCUGGAGGGGAACCCCCUCUCUGCCGUGCCCCCCGACGCCUUCCAUCCCGCCCUCACCUCCCUCUCCGUGUCCUGCCGCUGCGACGUGGUGGGCACCGUCCUGGCCCCCUGCGCCCACCCGGCCACCCGCUGGUGCCGCUGCUUCACGUCCCACCAGGAGCCCCUGAACGUCACGGAAUUCCACGGCCGGGAGUGCGGGGCCAGCGCGGGGGUGGUGGGCGGCGUGGCUUGGGCGGUGGCCGCGGUGGCCGUGCUGGUGGCCGUGGGCGCUGCCCUGGUGUGUUAUCAGCGUAGGAGGGCGGGGGCCACGGUGGCCGGGGCGGGGUGGGGGAAGCAGGACCCCGGUGCGGGCGUCCGGCAGCCCCAGUACGUCAGCCGGGAUGAUGGGAUUGGCACCAGCGAGGUCGCCGAGGUCGCCGAUGUGCCCGACUACGAGAACGUCUUCGUGAGCCCCGGCACCGCCCCGGCCACCGAGCAGGGAUGGGCACCGGGGUGGAAGGAACAGCGGUACAGCCCCCAGGUCCCGGAGGAUGAGAAUUAUUUCCUGGGGAGCGCGGCUGAUCCCGGGGACCAGCCCAUCUACGCCAACACUCUGGGCCCCACCGAGGACGUUUACAUCAUUCCCGACCACUGAGGGCACUGGGAGGGACUGGGGGUGGGGGCGAGGAGGACACUGGGGGCACUGGGAGGGACCCUCUGCCCCCUGCUGUCUUCCCCUGCUGUCCCCCCAGCCCAGAGGGGACAGGGCCGGGCGCUCCCCGCGGCU